ACUGGGGAAAAACCCUAUCGUUGUGAAUUAUGUGGAAAAUGUUUUGUCUCUAAGGGUAGUUUAAAAUCCCACCAAAGAAUACAAACUGGAGAAAGAUUGUUUCAUUGUGAAAUAUGCGGAAAAUCUUUUAAUUGUAAGAGAAAUUUAACAUAUCACCAAAGAAUACAUAGUGGCGAGAAGCCUUUUGGCUGUGAAAUAUGCGGGAAAUCUUUCUCUGUUAAUUCUAAUCUUGUAGUUCAUAAAAGAAUACACACCGGAGAAAAGCCCUAUCAUUGCAAAGUAUGUGGAAAGUCUUUCAUCACUAGCAGUUAUUUAACGAUACACAAACGAAUACACAGUGGAGAAAAACCGUUUAAAUGUAAAAUAUGUGGGAUUUCAUUUAAUGAGAAUUCUAAGCUUACAAUUCACCUACGUAAACAUACCGGAGAAAAACCGUAUUGCUGUGAGAUAUGUGGGAAAUCUUUUGUCAAUAGCAGUUAUUUAACAAAUCAUAGUAGGGUACAUACUGGCGAAAAACCCUAUCGCUGUGAAAUAUGCGGAAAAUCU
This is a messenger RNA of Octopus bimaculoides (California two-spot octopus), 546 nucleotides long. RefSeq names its product zinc finger protein ZFP2. The record is from RefSeq and is a predicted model, not a curated record. Lineage: Eukaryota; Metazoa; Mollusca; Cephalopoda; Octopoda; Octopodidae.